AUGGCAUGUCAGAAGCCUCGUUUAGGCUGCGUCAAGCAUAGUGAUGUGGUGGGCCAGGGCUCAGGCCCGCAGGCCCACAUGGCCCAGCCCUACAGAAGCCCAGCCCAGCCCAGCCCUAUGAGCCCAUACCCAGGGCUCAGGCCCGGGCUGAGUUUUUCCAAAAAUGACCGAGGCUAUACCUUCACGGUAAUGCCGCCAUCACUCGAUGCAGAUCGAGAAGCCUUGGUGCGGCCCAAACGGGUUCCCGCGCCCUCCAAGAGGUUAACCGAUGCUUCUAAUUCUGCAACACCUGAGCUGAGUGCUCACCUUGAAGCCAUUGCCCUCAAGCGAGCUGAGGAUGCCAAACGAUUGGCGGAGGAUAUUACCACGGCACCAGCUACUUCGAGUUCCCACUUUGUCACCCCCACCAAGAGAUCUCAGAAUACUGACUCUUCCGGUAGUGGGUAUGAUACAGAUUGUUCAGCCGCUCAAAAACCACCAAAAAAGAAAAAGUCGCAUAGCAGCCAAUCUGUGAUCAUCAGUUCCGACUCAGAAGACAGCCGUGCUGCACCUGCCACAGCAAAAAAAAAUCAAGCUCCAGAUCCUGUCAACGAUGAUGGAUUUCUUGCAGAUAUCAACAUUGCGAGCCUCUCUAAUGACGAGAUCAAGCAAAAGCCUGACAGGAAAGGUCAGGAUGUUGAUAAUUUUUUUAGUCCGAAAUAUUCUGAGCCUGGUGUUGAUGGCAAACCUCGCACCUAUCGCAAUUGCACCUUGUGCUCGAAGAAGGGUCCACGCAAACGCUUUCUUGCCUACAAUAAAUGGGCCCAGGACCAACUGGCAGUUACAGUCCCUUCCGACGACUCGACACCUACACCAUCCUUAGUGACCCCAACUAACCCCAAUUCUGAUGCAGCAUCGCUCUCGGUCAAGAAAGAGCUGCUUGUACCUGCGCCCACUAAGAAGACUCGUCAGCCGAGCGUGAAACCAAUGCGUAUUGGCACAAAAGUGACGCCUCGAAAUCUGUGUGCGCUCGAUUGGCAAGCAAAUGGUCACCAGCGUGAACCGGCUAGUGCGUUUGCACUCUACUGGAAUAGUCUGUCUACGAGUAUCAAGGAGGAAUACAAACGAAAGGCCACGGCGCAGAUCAGUUCUUCUUCAACACUCCAAGGCAACGACGGCGGGAAUGAGCACGACGACUAG
This is a messenger RNA of Suillus plorans, 1179 nucleotides long. RefSeq lists its product as uncharacterized. The record is from RefSeq and is a predicted model, not a curated record. The coding region runs from base 1 to 1179 and encodes 392 amino acids. The transcript is spliced from 9 exons. Lineage: Eukaryota; Fungi; Basidiomycota; Agaricomycetes; Boletales; Suillaceae.